CUUAUGGGAGGAGGUCUCUACAGUUAAAUCUCAAUACAUAGGGUCCAUAUGGGGGGAAAAAAAGACUAGUACAUUUGUAACCGUAUAUUCAAGUCCUCCCGCCAACCUUAUCCCCAGACCCCGAGUCCCGGACCAACUUCACGGAAGACAGAAAGAAGGAAAGAAAACCUGAGGAAAACAUAUGGCUUCCACCUCCGUUUCAACCCUUUAUUCCUCUCUGUUUUGCCAUUCCCAUAUUAAUUUACAAUGUUGGAAUAAUCGAACAUGUUUCAGGCAUCCCAUGAGUUGGAGGAUAAGAGCUUCUUCAUCUGCUGCUUCUGGUGUGGACCUCAGCAUUCUUGAAUCUGCAAUUUCCAAGAAAGAAAGUGAUGCAGUUAAAGAAGUACUUGAUCAGCUGAGUGAAGUUGGUUGGGCGAAAAGGUGGAGUUCUCAGCCAUAUGUAUCACGCCGUACGGUCAGUCUCAACUGAGAAUGAGAAGUUAUGGGAAAGUUCUACUCAAGCAUUAACAUCUUCUACAAAUCUGUGCAUACAUACAUCUCUUCGAGAGUUGACAACCCUUGGGAUUAAAAAUGCAGAGAACCUUGCAAUCCCAAGUGUUAGAAAUGAUGCAGCGUUUCUCUUUACGGUGGUAGGAACAACUGGUUUUUUAGGUGUUCUCACUAGCCAGCUUCCUGGGGAUUGGGGUUUCUUUCUUCCAUACUUAAUUGGGAGCAUCUCUUUAAUUGUUCUGGCAGUUGGGAGCGUUUCCCCUGGUCUCCUUCAGGCAGCCAUUGGUGGGUUUGCAUCAUUUUUUCCUGAUUACCAGGAGAGGAUUGCUAGACAUGAGGCAGCUCACUUUUUAGUUGCCUACUUACUUGGCCUUCCUAUCCUUGGGUAUUCACUGGAUAUUGGAAAAGAACAUGUCAAUCUCAUUGAUGAAAAACUAGAAAAGCUGAUAUAUAGUGGACAGCUUGAUGCCAAAGAACUAGACAGGUUAGCAGUAAUUGCAAUGGCUGGAUUGGCAGCAGAGGGACUAACAUACGAUAAAGUGGUUGGCCAAUCUGCUGAUCUAUUCACUCUUCAGAGAUUUAUAAAUAGGAGCAAGCCACAGCUUAGCAAAGAUCAGCAACAAAACCUCACAAGAUGGGCAGUACUCUUUUCUGGAUCACUGCUUAAGAACAAUAAGGCACUUCAUGAAGCAUUAAUCUCUGCAAUGUCAAAGAAAGCAACAGUUGUGGAGUGCAUAGAAGCAAUUGAAACAGCAGGGUGAUCAAAACAUGAAAUUAUGGCAGUUUCGUGGAGAAGAACAAUCAACAUGAUUUAAGAAUGAGAACAAUGCACUUGAUCAGUCACAAAGCAGGAAUUCAUUUCUGACAAGGGAUUCAGCAUUGAGUCUGAAGAAAAUUUGCCACUCUGAGGGCUUUGCCUGAACCUGUUGAUUUGUUCUUUUUCUUCUCUCAGAUGAACUGAAAGUUGUCAUUCAAGAAGUCUAAGAUCCUUCAAUGCAUGUUGGAACUUGGAAGUAUGUUUUGGUAUCAGACAGUUACGUCAAAUUCUUAUCUUCCUCUUUAAACUGUACCAUAUCAUUACCUUUUAACUUCUUGGCAAUUGUACCAGUGGUCUAGUGGAUUAGAAAAAAAAAA
Messenger RNA from Coffea arabica (coffee), 1623 nucleotides. RefSeq lists its product as uncharacterized. The record is from RefSeq and is a predicted model, not a curated record. Gene Ontology annotation, biological process: proteolysis. Gene Ontology annotation, molecular function: ATP-dependent peptidase activity; metalloendopeptidase activity; ATP binding. Lineage: Eukaryota; Viridiplantae; Streptophyta; Magnoliopsida; Gentianales; Rubiaceae.